CGUAGCCAGUUCAUAGUAAACCAUCCACACUGCGUGGACUCUUUUUUCCUCAACGCUGCCGAUACAAAUAAACGUCCUAGGAAGCAACUCACGAAACAAUAGUCCUGGCCGGCUCAGAAAUGGCUUCACAACAGGAUCUUCAAGAACUGCUAAGGGUCAUCACCUCUCGGAAGGGAGUAACAAUGAUGGCUGCAAUGGGCCAGGUCAAAGCACUGCAGACAGUGGAGCUUCGGAGCAUCCAGCAGAUAAGUGACGCUCCGCUCGACCUGGUCGAGCGAGGUCUGGGUGAUUCAAAGUCGGCCAAGGCUCUACAGACUGCAUGCAAGACUCACAUGAAGAGGGCAAACACCAAAAGAUCCGGGGAUCAUCUUACCUCUCCAAGCGAGAAGCGUCCCAAGAACCACCACCCCAGCGACAAUUCCGAAGGCCCUGCCCAACGUGUAGAGGACAUGGAGGCUGCCCUGAAUCUACCGGUGGUUACGGACGAGAAGGAGAUCGCCGAAGCGUCCAUAUACACCAAUCGGGCGCCACUCAUGUUGGCCUUCGUGUUGGAACUUCUCAGGCACACAAUGCCAAUGCAGCCGAUGUCGAGUCGUCUCAGCUUAGCUCAGGCUGUCGUCAGCGCCAACUCAAAGUCAAAGGCCAUCAGCAUUGGACUGGCCAAGGCCGCCAACGAAGACGGCUCAUGGGGCGAAGGACAGCCAAAGGUCCAUAUCAUGGGCAGAGCUAUAGCUGUUCUCAAGAGAGGCGACUUCAAUAUGCAAGGCAGUGUUUUGGUAGCCCCGGAAUCUCCAGAGAGAGCUUCAGAUGAUAGUCUGCAGGGCAGGAAGCCGUCAGAGUCCUUGGAGCAAGACCUCGGGAGUAUUGCAUUCAUGGGAAAUCCGUGGUCUGCCAGCCGCCAGGUCACUUUCAAAUCGUCCACCUUUGUUGCAAGGGUGGCAAAUGUCGAGGACGGCACUCAGGCGUCAGGUCUCGUCCGCUCCCUCCUGCUAUCCGAGCCACAACUACAAACGGCCACGCACAACGCCUGGGCUUACCGAGUGAAGAGGAGAGGGCAAGACGGCAGGCAAGACAAGGGGUCAGGAGAGGUACGCGAAGCAAGCGAGGACGACGGCGAAACUGGCUGCGGCGAAUUCAUACAACGACUGAUUAGGGAGGCCGGCAUUGUCGACGUGAUUGUAGUGCUGACCAGGUGGUUCGGAGGGGAGAUGCUAGGUCCAGAUCGCUGGAGACUGAUGCGCAACGUCGUCACAGAGGCACUCUCCCAGAGGCUACGACUCACACAGACCCAGGGGGGCUGUGAUGAUGUGGCCUUGUGGGCACUGGAUCUUCAGAACACGGACAAUGGACUUGGCAGCCGCAGUGCCAGCGGAACAAGUGGUAACGUCGUCGGAAUCCCUACCUAUCGUCCGGAAUCAGCUCGGGCGUACUUGCUUAAGAGUUUUGCUUCCGGCCAAUCUGGGGGUGUUCCCAUAGGCGACAAUUCCGGCGGGAGUUCUUCUAAAGCCAAGCAAAAGAGGGUUAGCAAAUCGGAGGUUGACAGUGAGAGAAUGCGCAACCUUGGCCGUCUCCUCGGAGCUCUCCGGCUGCUAUUCGAUAGCUGGAGCAGCCUUGGACCCCGUGAGAUGGACCGCAAGGCAUUCUCAUGGUAUGCGUCUAUCAGACCAGAUGUAAAGCCAGGGGUGGCAGGGUGGGGUGCCAAAGGUUGGCUGAAGCUAGAUUCGAUACUUCAGCUACGUCGAGAUGACGCCCAUAGUACGGGGAAAUAGAUUAUCAACCCGGCAGGAUGCCCAAGCCUUUGGCAGACCAAAGCGCUCACGUUCGUUUUCAAUGUCUGCAGGCUGAGAUUGGG
Colletotrichum acutatum is the source of this 1852-nucleotide messenger RNA. RefSeq lists its product as uncharacterized. Gene Ontology annotation, cellular component: cytoplasm. The coding region runs from base 120 to 1769 and encodes 549 amino acids. The transcript is spliced from 2 exons. The record is from RefSeq and is a predicted model, not a curated record. Gene Ontology annotation, biological process: regulation of translational initiation; GCN2-mediated signaling. Lineage: Eukaryota; Fungi; Ascomycota; Sordariomycetes; Glomerellales; Glomerellaceae.